This is a messenger RNA of Daphnia pulicaria, 805 nucleotides long. RefSeq lists its product as uncharacterized. The record is from RefSeq and is a predicted model, not a curated record. The transcript is spliced from 3 exons. Bases 267 to 587 code for a protein of 106 amino acids. Lineage: Eukaryota; Metazoa; Arthropoda; Branchiopoda; Diplostraca; Daphniidae.
CCUUCACUGCACCAUUGCAGCCAGCUAGUGGCGAGAAUAAAGCUUCGGUUCUUCGGCGAACGUUGACAAAGAAAAAAUGUGAAGAACAAUUAGCAAAUAAUUGGCAACAGCAAGAGCGAGAGCGAGAACGACGACAUCGCUUGCGUGCCAUUCGCCUUGAUCCAGCUUGGACGCAGGUUCGUGGUGGAGAUCAAGCACUGGAAGAUAUUGCCCAUCGACGAUGCUACAAAGAGGUGGUGGAACGCGAGAGGCUCCUGCAGUACUACAUGGAUAAAGAAGAGAUGCUGAAUCGAGUUUGGCAGAUGCCUCCUUUGUUUGAAAGACAAGCAAUGGCAAAACGAGAGAUUCAUCCACCUGGACUUCAAGUGUAUCCUGACAGAAUGUCUGCAACUAGUACAUCAUUCAACCCGGCGUCCAGUAGAUCUUCAGGCGGGGCCAGGAAAAAAACGUCGUUCAGAACUAGUCCGAAAACAGAGGAAAGUUUAGAUUGUUAUAUGGCCAGCGAGUCGCUUCAACUUUCUCGGCCGAGUACAGCCAAGAGCAGCACAAUAGGUUUAAAGUCAAACAGCGCUUACAAGCGCAACUGAACUUCUCUUUUAAGCUUGAUUAUCUUUAUCAGUCAACAUGUUUGCUUAGCUACCUGGAGCCCUUCAAUCACGAUGGUCUUGAAAAUCUGAAAAAAAAACACGUAUUUGAUUAUCUUUCUGCUAUUAAACAGCUUUCUUCGUUCAUCAGUGACCAAUUUCUACGUUUUUGUCCGUAAAAAAUUAAGUGAAGGAAUACAAUUUCACAUUUCUUGUCAACA